UGCGAUAGGAAUUGAUUCUAAGUAUGAUACUAGGUUCAGACGAGUUGAUUUCAAUUAGUGCUGUUUCACAUUUUUAUAAGCACCGUUGAGUUAAAUUUUUUUUUCAAUUUCCUCCUGUUGUAGGUUGUUAGCCAUUUAAAGAAAUUACAUUUGCAAAAUAAAUCUGUUAACGGUCCCUAAGGCACGUACGCCUUUCAGUAAUCUAUCACAUCUUAGUCUACUAUAUUCAUACAGAGUGACAUAUAGGUAGGUACACUACAAGAAUCAGAAUAUUGACUAAACUGCUGUUACCGAUAUGGCCAACGGUAUAAAGAAACUCGAUGAAUACAACUUAAUGGUGCUUAGAGAACAAUUAUCAUUGCCUGCAAAUAAAUAUUGCUUCGACUGUCAUCAAAGAGGACCAACAUAUGUGAAUGUUACCAUAGGUUCAUUUGUCUGUACAUCAUGUUCAGGACUAUUACGAGGUCUUACUCCACCACACAGAGUAAAAAGCGUAUCAAUGGCAACAUUUAGCACAGAGGAAAUUGACUUCAUCAAAUCCAGAGGAAACGAGAGCUGUCAAAGGGUUUGGUUAGGGAUGUAUGACUCAAAACAACCUACAAAAGAUGAAAAACAAAUAAAAGAAUUUAUGGUUGCAAAAUAUGAAAAAAAGAUGUAUUAUUCUGAUCAAGUUUCACAAAAGUUAAGCAAUGGUAUUCAGGCAAGGCCAGCUGUUACCACUGUAACUACAAACCAUCAAAAACCUAGUACAACUACUACACCUGCAAUAAAUAUAUCAUCCCCAAACAAAUUCGAGUUUUUAAAAGAAGAACCCUCAAACCAAAAUCAAUCUCCAAUUCAAACAUCUCAAUCUUUUGCAAAUUUUGAAAAUAAUCCAGUAUUUUCUACAUCUUUUGAUACUCCUAAAAAUAUUGACUUAAAUUUUAAGUUUGUUCAACCAAUUCAAACUGGAUAUUUUGAUUAUUUGACAUCAAAUCCAAUACAUUUUUCACCAGCAAGAAAACCGAACAACAUUAAUAAUCGAUGGAGCGUAGCUAUUGAAAGUACAAGUCCUAGUACAAGUUGGAAAGCAAAUGGAUCUCAAGCACCAGCUGAAGACCGUUAUGCUGCAUUGAAAGAUCUCGAUUGCUUAAUGAAAUCUCAAGUUCAACAAGAUACUCCUCCUCAAUUGAAUAAUAGUAACAGUUCAGCAUGGAGUUCUGAUGCAUCUUUAAAUGGAACAUGGAGCAGUCAAGUCUCUGAAAAUACACCUCAGAACCCAUUCAAAAAUAGUGUUGAAGAUGAUUGGGCAUCAUCAAAUCAUGUAGUUAACCCAUUUACAAAUAACAUACCAGAUGAUUGGCAGAAUAAUAUUCAAUGGCCAAAUGGUUUAACUUCCAGCCAAUCGAUGGGUUUUAACGAUGUAGCACCAUGGAGUGCAGAUUUUUCAAAUCCGUUUAAAGUUGGAUCAGCAUCCCCGUUGAAUAAACAUUCAAGCAAUCCAUUUUUAUAAAACCAUUUAUGUAUCAUCAGAGAAAAUUAAAUUACCCGGUAAAUUGAAAAGCAUUCAACAAUAAUGCAAAACUAAAGCAACGGAUUUAUUAUAUUUUAAUAAGAAUACAAUGUUAUAAAUCUAAAGUUGGCGAAAAAUAUAAUUAAACAUAUUCAAUAAUAAUUAGUAAGAAAUAUUAGUUUUUUAAUUAAUUAUUUAUUUCAAGCAUAUAAUCUCAUCAUAUAGAUGGCCAUUUAUUACUAUUCCUACAUUCAAAUUUAUGCAACUGUCUAGUCUUGAAAAUAUUUAUAGUUUGCUUCAAGUUUUUACAUAGUUAUUUUUUACAUAAAAUUAUUUUUGUAAGUUUUAAAUAUAUAUGCCUAUGCAACUUAAUACACUAUUCAAUAUUUCACAUGAUCAGUGUAUAAAACAAAUGUUGCAGUGUGAUAUUCAUUAAUAUUCAUAAAAUACAGUUAGUUUUGCAAAUUACAACUUACGAGAUCACAAACUUAUUUUUAUAUAUAUUUACUCCAGAGUCGUGACAAAUUAAUGAAUGUGUAAAAUUAUUGUGUGCCCAAACUUUUAAAUUUCACCCGAAUGAUUCAAAGCGUUGUGCUUCAGUUUUAAUUAUUUUUUUUGGUAGGUAACCUUU
Messenger RNA from Myzus persicae (green peach aphid), 2123 nucleotides. RefSeq names its product arf-GAP domain and FG repeat-containing protein 1 (gene drongo). Gene Ontology annotation, molecular function: GTPase activator activity. The record is from RefSeq and is a predicted model, not a curated record. The transcript is spliced from 10 exons. The coding region runs from base 296 to 1492 and encodes 398 amino acids. NCBI's taxonomy places the organism in Eukaryota, Metazoa, Arthropoda, Insecta, Hemiptera, Aphididae.